Messenger RNA from Triticum turgidum subsp. durum (durum wheat), 897 nucleotides. The record is from the annotation of a GenBank genome assembly. Lineage: Eukaryota; Viridiplantae; Streptophyta; Magnoliopsida; Poales; Poaceae.
AUGCGCAGUUUCAACCCGACGCAGAUGCUGGAGACGCUGCGGAACAAGCGGAUGAUGUUCGUGGGCGACUCGCUGAACCGCGGGCAGUUCACGUCCAUGGUGUGCCUCCUCCAGUCCGCCAUCCCGUCCCCGGAGGCCAAGUCCUUCGAGAUGUCCCCCGACCAGCAGCACACCGUGUUCACCGCCAGGGAGUACAACGCGACGGUGGAGUUCUACUGGGCGCCCUUCCUGCUGCAGUCCAACGCGGACGACGCCGUGGUGCACAAGAUCUCCGACCGCAUGGUGCGCAACGGCUCCAUCUCCCACCACGGCCACCACUGGGAGGGCGCCGACGUGCUGGUCUUCAACACCUACCUCUGGUGGUGCACCGGGCUGCGCUUCAGGGUCAUGAACGGGCCGAUCGCGGAGGCCAGGGAGGAGGACGCGGUGUGGGUGUCGACCGAGGAGGCCUACGGCAUGGCGUUCCGCGACAUGCUGCAGUGGGUGAGGGACAAGAUGGACUUCAACACCACCAGGGUCUUCUUCACCAGCAUGUCGCCCACCCACGGCAAGAGCCAGGACUGGGGGGACGCGCCGGGGGGCAACUGCUACAACGAGACGGCGAUGAUCGAGGACGCCGGGUACUGGGGCACGGACGGGCGGCGGAGCGUGAUGCGGGUGAUCAGGGAGAUCCUCGACGGCGACGGCGCCGACGUGCCGCUCACGUUCCUCAACGUGACGCAGCUGUCCAUGUACCGCAAGGACGCGCACACCUCCAUCUACAAGAAGCAGUGGAACCCGCUGACGCCGGAGCAGGUCGCCGACCCCAGGACCUACGCCGACUGCGUCCACUGGUGCCUCCCGGGGCUCCAGGACACGUGGAACGAACUCCUCUACUCCAAGCUCUUCUACCCUUGA